Molecule: messenger RNA, 4822 nt
Organism: Electrophorus electricus (electric eel)
Lineage: Eukaryota; Metazoa; Chordata; Actinopteri; Gymnotiformes; Gymnotidae
Gene: adam12a
Product: ADAM metallopeptidase domain 12a
Biological process (GO): proteolysis
Molecular function (GO): metalloendopeptidase activity
Source: RefSeq, a predicted model, not a curated record
UGAAUAGUCUGUAGUAGUUGAUCGUAUUUCAGGAAGUAACUGAGGUCCGGUCCAUUAGCUGUUUCCCCAUAUAUCAUCAUGCUGCAGGCGUGAUACCGUCCGGAUCGCCCGUUCAUCCGAAGCCGGGCAACAUGUCAACCCGGCAGAGUUCGAAGUUUGCAGUUCGGACGUGUUUUCUUAUUCUAGCGAUGCUCGCUGUCUGUUUUGGGCACAACCCGUCAAACGAAGCAAAUCUACCCAGUGAGCUAGGACUCAGUAGGAAAUAUGAGUCUACAGAGCCUUGGCUUCUAAUUGGAGGGCAGAAGGCACCAAUCAGCAUCCUGCAGACAAUGGGCCAUCCUGCAUCGCUGAAGCUCCUGAUUGAAAUGGAAGGUGAACAGCUGCUGCUCUUACUUCAGAAAAAUGAGGCGCUGUUUGCCAGUCAGUACACAGAGACACACUACCUGGAGGGAAGGCGUGUUGUCAACACUUCACCUAAAGCCACAACAAACUGCUACUACCAUGGAGAGGUGAGCGGUGACCAGCACUCUGGCGUUAUCCUCAGCACCUGCACAGGACUCAGAGGGCUGAUCACAUUUAAAGAUAAAGUGUUGAUCCUGGAGCCAGCACAAGAGUCCAACAGCACAUUGCAUUAUAUCUCCAGGGGAGAACAUCUCAAUCUCACACAGGGCAUGUGUGGCCACGGGCACUACAUAUCCCACGCUGCACCUGUCUCAGACAGUUUGGGGACCAUGUUCACCUCACAAGGUGCCAGGCACAAGAGACAUGCCCAGAGCAACACUAAAUAUGUAGAGCUGAUUAUCGUUGCAGACAACCGUGAGUAUCAGAAACAGGGCAAAGACGUGGAGAAAGUGAAACAGAGGCUGGCCGAGAUUGCCAACUACGUGGACAAGUUCUACAGAGCACUAAACAUCCGUGUGGCACUGGUGGGCUUGGAGGUGUGGAGCGAUUCAGACAAAUGCAUCAUUACCCAGGAUCCCUUCACCACACUGCACGAAUUCCUGGACUGGAGGAAACUCAAGCUGUUACCACAGAAACCACAUGAUAAUGCACAGCUCAUCAGUGGGGUGUACUUCCAGGGUACCACAAUUGGAAUGGCUCCCAUUAUGAGUAUGUGCACUGCUGAACAGUCAGGUGGCAUUGUCAUGGACCACUCUGACAACCCCCUGGGAGCUGCUGUUACUUUGGCCCAUGAGCUGGGACACAACUUUGGAAUGAACCAUGACACACCAGAGCGUGGGUGUGGUUGCAGGGUGACAGCAGACAGAGGUGGCUGCAUUAUGACUCCUUCUACUGGAUACCCAUUCCCAACUGUCUUCAGUUCAUGCAGUAAGAAGGACCUGCAGGUCAGUCUGGAGAAGGGGGUGGGGAUGUGUCUCUUCAACAUGCCGGAGGUCAAAGUGCUCUACGGAGGGCAGAAGUGUGGCAACGGAUACGUGGAGGAGGGAGAGGAAUGUGACUGUGGUGAUCUGGAGGAAUGUAUGAACCCCUGCUGUAAUGCCAGUACAUGCACUCUGAAGGAGAGUGCAGUGUGCGCUCACGGCCAGUGCUGUGAAGAUUGUCAGCUGAAGCCGGCAGGUACUCCGUGCCGGGAGUCCAGUAAUUCAUGCGACUUGCCAGAGUUCUGCACCGGCUCAGACCCUCACUGCCCUGCUAACGUCUACCUGCAUGAUGGCCACGCCUGCCACAGUGUGGAUGGGCACUGCUACAACGGCAUCUGCCAAACACACGAACAGCAGUGCAUUACUCUCUGGGGUCAGGGUGCAAAGCCAGCUCCAGGUAUUUGUUUCGAGAGGGUGAACUCGGCAGGGGACCCAUAUGGGAACUGUGGGAAAGACGCCAAAGGAUCAUUCGUUAAGUGUGAAGCUCGAGAUGCCAAAUGUGGGAAGAUCCAGUGUCAAGGUGGUGCUAACCGACCAGUGAUUGGCACAAAUGCAGUUUCCAUAGAGACCAACAUUCCCCUGCAGGAGGGUGGGCGGAUCCUGUGCCGGGGAACACACGUGUACCUGGGCGACGAUAUGCCCGACCCAGGUCUGGUCCUCACCGGGACAAAGUGUGGUGAGAACAUGAUGUGCCUGAAUCGUCAGUGUCAGAACAUCAGUGCAUUCGGGGUCUAUGAGUGCUCGGCCAAAUGCAGCAGACGUGGGGUGUGCAAUAAUAAAAAGAACUGCCACUGUGAAGCGCACUGGGCACCCCCAUUCUGUGAUAAAGCUGGCUUUGGGGGCAGUGUUGACAGUGGCCCAGUAAGACUGGCAGAGAGUGAGAGUGUGAAAGUGGGCAUCGUCGUGGCCUUUCUCUGCUUACUGUGCGUGGGGAUGGUUGUCUGCAUUAAAAAGAAGACUCUGGCUGGCCUAUUCGUCAGUAACAAGAAAAACACUGUGGAGAAACUCAGGCCAGUAGGACCGGACAAGAUGACCACUAUCUCAACAAGCCAUAUUCAGCCUGGACAUAGAGCAUCUCCUCCCAGCUCUGCCCAUGCCAUGCCACAAAGUGCCAGCAUAUAUAAGUCUGCGUCUCCUCACCCAUCUGCUCCGGGUUCCCACAGUCUGCAGCAGCUGCCCCAGUGCCCUACUCUGACCAUAAGUCAACCUGUGAUCCUUCCCUUCACCCUGACCCCUUCACCAUCCGCGCUGCCCUUACACCGCACACCCCUGCCUCCUCUAACACACUCUCACACCAUCUCACCCAGCCACAGGGAUCCUCCAGCACCGUGCGUCCGCUCCCACAUGUACACACACUCUCGCGCUCACGCCCCCUCACAAGGAGCAGCCCUCCAAACACUGAGUGGCCAAAACACCUGCAGGGUGGCAAUGGAGUUUGAGAAACCCAGCCCACCUCAGAAGCCUUUGCCCGCUGACCCACUGGGGCGGAACCUCCGGAUGAUGCGGAGUCCCACAGCAAUCCGCCUCCCGGCUCCCAUCCCAACUAUCACCACCCCCCGCUCAGCAACUCCUCUCCCACAGCCCAGCAGACCUCCACCCAAGCAGCCCCCUAUACUGCCAAAGCCACAAUUCCUCACAGGCACGAUGAAACUCAGCACAUAAACCCUGGGACUGACAGGACCUCGGCAGAGAUAUUACACACAUUUUUUUUGCACUAUAAAACUCUGCUUGUCCCGAUGAACAACGUUCUGCUCAUGGGGGCUUGAUGGCUCGAACCCCUUGGUGCUAUGCCUCCUGUCGGUGCUAAGAGUCUGCACUCAGGUACACGUCGCACAUUAUUUAUGUUUGUCGAAACUGUAUUUAUUUCAGCACCGUGCAUUGUAGUGAACUCAUGUUUUAUGUGGUUUAUCCCUGUUUUUUGAUCGGAUUUUUUGUUUCAUGGGCAGAAUUCUAAGAUUAUCCCAUGUAGAAGGAGGUAUGAGGAGAAACUCUAACCUGUGAAAUGAUUGGAAGAAUAUAAUGCAAGUGGCUUUUUAAUGCUAGAACUGGAUUGUGAAAGGUUUGUAAGGGAAACUUGUUUAGGAAGUUCCACUCUGCUGAAGAUGCACUCCAUGACUGUACAAUCUCAUGUGUGUUACCCAUGUGAAAUUACAGAGGCGUAGCUGCAUCAGUGCCAUUUCUGUAGUUAAUAUCGGAGUAGGUAGAAUAAUUUCAGGAACUCAUUUGGUGCCAAGCUGUGACUGUACACUCCCCAGACACAGUUUUGGGAAACGAUUAGUCUCACAAUGUCUCCUGGAGCCAGCAAGGAUGGCUUCAUCUACCCACUUCUGAAACUGUGUUUUCACAUGAUAGGAUCGGGGGUCUUUUUUCUCAGCGUUUCAUCUAAAAAGACUCAUCCUGAACUGAAGAUUCUAUUUUCAUUGUUGCUUUUGAACUCUAGAUCUGGCUACUCAGAGAAUUAAUUCACCAGUUACUCAGUGCUGUCACACAGAAUUAUGUUAUGUCUCCAUGUUAUGAUGCAUUGUGCAUAUUACAUGCUCUCAUGCCAUUUUAAGUUUUUAUAAGAUGAUGAUCGGGUUGAACUGUGGUCAACUUUUAAAAAAGGAUGGAAGUUUCCCCCUUUGAUCUUCCCCCAUGUGUCUGGAUAUUUCAAGAUCCCAUAAAGACAAGCAGGCCUGCUUCAUGGGUUAAAGAGAAAACCUACAGGAAUGCAAUUUUAAUAAUCUUCAUAAUCAUAAUGGGACACCGGCUGAGCAGUACCAGGAAGAACAGUGGAAGGGGAAACCAAACUGGAUUGGGAUGCUUCUAGAAUGGAACCCUUCAAAAAAACAUAUCUGUAGCAAACUGGAGUCACAAGAUGUAUCUGUAUGCAAGGGAUGAGUAUUUUUCCCUGUCUGUUCUGUUUUUUGUUUUUGGAUUGACAUUUUUGGCUGUGAGAGUGCAUUUCCCCAGAGCCUACAUUUAUCACAAGCCUACUCUAGACAGUGUAGAACUUUUUUGGUUUUUUUUAACAUUAUAUAUAAUGUUGAAUCUUGUUACUGUGUUCUGGGGUUUUGCUUUGGUGUGAAAUCUGUCUACAGUCUUUAGUCGAUGUCCACAGCAGACAUCUAGUACAUAUUCAUGAAUACUGUAUUAUUUCAGGUGACAUUUUAAUUUAUGUUUUCAUGGAACACUACAGUAGAACAGUUGCUUUGCUUGUCUGAAUUGGCAGUCUUUACUCCUGUAUUCACUUUUUACCAUUUUAUAGCUUCUAUCAGUAUUACUACACAUAAAAGAUAAUAUUAAGUUUGUUUAUUUCACUCAGUUACUCAGACAGUUUUUUUCUUUCUUCAAAUAACACUGAUAAAUCAGUAUGUGGGAAAAAUCUGUAAAUGUCAGUGUGUGUAUUCAUAGAUUCAGAACUCAUGAAUUACAAACCAGUAAAGUUGUCUAUAAAACUA